Molecule: messenger RNA, 627 nt
Organism: Symbiodinium sp. CCMP2592
Lineage: Eukaryota; Dinophyceae; Suessiales; Symbiodiniaceae
Source: the annotation of a GenBank genome assembly
AUGCCCCCGGAGCUGGCGAAUAAGGUGGCAGCUCAGCUUGCGAGCCAAUCUUCAGACAAGGCUUUCAGGAGACAGCUCAAGCCGCAGGAUAUCAGCAACGGAUUGUGGGCUAUGGCUGCUCUGGAUUUCGAGCUGCCGGAACAGGCCUUGCUGAUGCCCACUUUAGUGGCCAAGGGACUUGCCAGCCCUGAGCUGUUCCGGACGCAAGAGCUGGCAAACAGCAUUUGGGCCUUGGCCACCUGCGGCUCAGGCCUGGCGAGCCAGGCGGGUCAAGAACUGGCGGCCUUCUGCGUGCAGCGGCGACUGAGGUCAUUGGAACCUAUCCAGAUUGCCGCAGUUAUGUGGGCGGUUGCAGCUGCUGGUCUAGACGGUCCAAUCCUGAGGUCCUCAUCGGCACCUUCCCCGUUGAUGCCGCGCUUGGCCGAUGCAGCGUCCAACCGCGUCUUGGAGUUCGGCCCACAGGAGGUGGCGAACAUAGCUUGGGCCCUGGCCAUCGAGAGCAUCGACCGGCCGGCUUUGCGAGAUGAACUUGCUGCAGCUGCUCGGCGACUUUCGCCCAUCUUUGGCCGCAAGGAACUGGUCAAUACCAUUUGGGCCUUUGCCGUGCUGGGGCAAAAGCGGCCUUGA